This is a messenger RNA of Coniophora puteana RWD-64-598 SS2, 576 nucleotides long. Its product is annotated as HHE domain-containing protein. The record is from RefSeq and is a predicted model, not a curated record. Lineage: Eukaryota; Fungi; Basidiomycota; Agaricomycetes; Boletales; Coniophoraceae. The transcript has 4 exons. Bases 1 to 576 code for a protein of 191 amino acids.
AUGCCUCCGUUCACCGACGCAGUCGUCGAUGACCAUCAGGAGAUGAUCGAAUAUUACGAGGCUUACGAGGCCGCCAAGAAGGAGGGCGACGCCGCCAGACAGGGUCGCAUCGUCCGUUUGUUGACAUGGGAGGUCGCACGACACGCGUUCGCAGAGGAGACCGUGAUGUACCCGCUCAUGGAGAAGCGACUAGCUGACGGGAAGAAGCUCGUCGAAGAAGACCUCAAGGCUCACUUGGAAGUCAAAUCGAUGCUCUCCCAAAUCGAGAAUGAGACGCCCGGCACAGACGCGUAUGAUGCUACCGUGCAAAAGGUCUGGCAACACCUCAAGCCACACAACGACAGCGAGGAGAAGAACGACCUGCCCCAGCUCGAGGCGACCUUCGCGGACGAGGCCGAAGGUCGGGAGUACGCGAUGUCGUUUUCGCGCAUCAAAACGAUUGCACCUACGAGGGGCCAUCCCGAGUUGCCCAACCGGCCACCGUUCGAGACGGUUGCGGGUUUAGUAACCGCACCUGUUGACAAGAUCAAGGACCUGUUCGCGUAUUUCCCCACAGAAGAGGAUUUGAAAACAUGA